This is a messenger RNA of Lactuca saligna, 765 nucleotides long. Lineage: Eukaryota; Viridiplantae; Streptophyta; Magnoliopsida; Asterales; Asteraceae. The record is from the annotation of a GenBank genome assembly.
AUGAUUCCUUCGUUUUAUAGACUACGUGGUUUGGUGCUCGAUUUUGUUUCAAGUGAAAGAGAUCUUGGACAAUUUAAGAAGGAGAUAGAGUUGGUCCCACCAGCUGCUAUGUUCUACAUAAAUUUUAAGCUUGACAGAAGCAUGUGUCCAGAUCUUGAAGACUUUGGUUUGUCUAAAUACAAACAAGAUCUUAAGCAAGUCACACCAGAAGGAAUAUUUUUACAAGGGGGAGAUGGAAGCCAAUGCAUACUAGUUUUAUAUGCCAAUGUUUAUGGAUCUUCGGGAUCCCUUGGAAGGGAGGAUCCUAUUAUCAACUCUUGUCAUCAGGGAUCGGAGGUGGUUUACGCACCUUGUCUCCAGGAGAGUUCACUUCAGGAUUGGAUUGCUGUGGAGGUUUCGCGGGUCGUGCACGAGGAGUUACCCAACAUUAUUGAGCGUGUUACUGGCAGGGUAACCGCUAGGUUUCAGGAUCAGACAGCGACUCUGCAGGCCGUUGGUAGGGUAGUCGGGGUAAAUCGGAAGCAAGAGAUUGGGUUAGAUGUGCACCUUGGAAAGAGGUGUGGGUGGAAAGGUCACAAGCGUCAAGAAUGCACGUUGGAGGAAGAGUUGUGUCAUCGUUGUCAUCAGCCUGGACACAUCAAAGCGAAUUGCCCCCGUAUAAGGGUUAAGGCAGCUCCGGUUUCAUUGCAGAUACUCCGACUGGGAGGGAUAGUUCAAGUUCCGUCUCCCAUGGUUCCGCAGGAAGUUAAGAUUGAGGCGCAAUAG